GCAGCGUCAUCCCCCCCCCCCCACCUCCUCAGCGGCCGCGGCGGCCACAGCGACGGCGCGUACGCGGCUCGCAGGGGCGGCCCGUAUCCCUCCGCCGCCCGAGCGGCCCGGCCCUCCCUCUCCCGACCCGCCAAUCCCCGCGCCUCCCGACCUGCCCCUCGGCCUGGGCCCACCCCGCGCUCCGGCGGCCCCACCCCGGCGGCGCCGCCCGCCCGCCCGCCCGCGCGUCCCUCGGUCCACCUGCAACCCGCUGGAAGGCAGAGCAAUCCCUCCGGCUGUCCCAGCGAGAGGCGCCCGCCGCGCCCGAGGCCUUGGGCUCUUGCUCCCCGGCGGAGGGAUCCGCGGCGGCGGCGGAGGAGGCGGCGCCGAGCCGGGGAGGAAGAGGCAGCUACGGCGGCGGCGGCGGCGGCGACUGGGGCGGCAGCGCAUAAAGGGGGCCGCCGCCGGGUGAUGCGGUGACCGCUGCGGCAGGCCCAGCAGCUGAGUGGGCCCCGCGGCCCGCAGCCUACCCCGCCGGACCCGGGCCCCUCCUUCCCCCGUUCUCUCCUGCCGACCCGCGAUCCCGAGGCGCCUUCAGGCCCCCUCGUCCCUUCCCCGUCCCUCCCCCGCCCCGUCCCUGCCCGGGGGGCUACCGCCACCCGCCUCCCACCAUGGCUCUGAAGAGAAUCCACAAGGAAUUGAAUGACCUGGCCCGGGACCCCCCAGCACAGUGUUCAGCAGGUCCUGUUGGAGAUGAUAUGUUCCAUUGGCAGGCUACAAUAAUGGGGCCAAAUGACAGUCCUUAUCAGGGUGGAGUAUUUUUCUUGACAAUUCAUUUCCCUACAGAUUACCCCUUCAAACCACCUAAGGUUGCAUUUACAACAAGAAUUUAUCACCCAAAUAUUAACAGUAAUGGCAGCAUUUGUCUUGAUAUUCUACGGUCACAGUGGUCUCCAGCACUAACUAUUUCAAAAGUCCUCUUGUCCAUCUGUUCUCUGUUGUGUGAUCCCAAUCCAGAUGAUCCUUUAGUGCCUGAGAUUGCUCGGAUCUACAAAACAGAUAGAGAAAAGUACAACAGAAUAGCUCGGGAAUGGACUCAGAAGUAUGCGAUGUAAUUAACAAAAUUAUUGGAUAACCUCUACAAAUAAAGAUAGGGGAACUCUGAAAGAGAAAGUCCUUUUGAUUCCCAUUUGACUGCUUUCUAUGAGCCCACGCCUCAUCUUCCCCUGUGCACAUGUUUACCUGAUACAGCAGUACUGCGUGUUGUACAUACUUGGAGCAACAAACUAGAAAUGCUGUACUUCUGUACCAACAUUGCCUCCUAGCAGAGAAGUGUGUGUGUGUGACAAGCCAGUUCUCCAGGCAUAACCUAGGUGUGAGACUUAAAGCUUUUCUUAUUGACUUAAAUUUGGAUAAUGGCAUGGUGUGAGGGGUGGUGGGUGUGGUGUGUGCUUGGAUGGAGAGGAAAAGUUCCACUGAUCUAUAAGAGAUUGUUUCUAGGUGGAAUCCAUUUUAACUCAAAAACAGUUAUGGAAAGCAAGGUGAAGAACAUGAAGCUGUUUCUGUAUUCUUUUUUAUUCCUAAGGACCUACAUCUUAGGUGCAAGGUGAAGGUGAUGACCAACCAGAUAAUACUCUAUCCACAUCCUGUAUUUGAAGGUCUAAGUUUUACUGGUCAACUUGUAAAUGGAUUGGAGCUAUUAGUACGUAAAUUGUGAUGGGCUUUGUUCCCAACUCUUUUACAUCUCCCCACCCCUUCAACUUUUCAGCCAUUCUCUCUCUCCUUAUUCCUUGGUUUGUAUGUGGUUUCUUAGUUAAUACAUAGCUAAUAGCUCUUAUUUUUCUUAUGUUUUUAACUGCUUAGGUCUCUGGAUGUAAGGGUGAGAAUUCAUUUGAUGGAAAUACUUGUGAAUAUUUAAAGACCCAAUUGCUCCUCUGGAGCUUGUACGUUCAAGAAUGAUUAAUCUGUGUAAUAAACUGAUGACUACAGUCAUUACAUAUAAUUUUGUGUGAAUAGGCUUUUUGAUUUUAAGAACUUUGUCUAGCUAAGAUUAGUGGUGGACUUUCCCCACUCCUGAGAUGUUUUUCAUUUAUACUGGUUGCAUUUCAAAAAUCAUGAAACAGUUCCAGUUUACAUAGUAAAGCAGAUAUCUUGAGAAUAAUUUAUUGAGCAAGUUAGAGGCUUAAACUUAAAAGCAUUUUCAUGAAACCUAUGUGUGAGGCAUUCUAGACACAUGACUGUUAAACUCAAUAAAGAAUUUGCUCUAUUAAUGUGACUCAGCCGCAUUCCACCAAAACCUUGUGACAUUAUCUUGGUAUAUAAAACACAAAGGCAUUGCUAAUGUGUUAAGUUAGGCCUCUGUGAUUAUAAUUGUGAAAGAGAAACAGUGACAAAACCUGGGAACCAUGAGCACAGUCUCGUAUUGGAGAGUCGAUAUAAUUACUUUGCACUAACAUUUACAGGAUGUUCACCCAAUUUUAAAUUGUACUGUAUGUGGCUUUUUGAAGUCUUCCUUGACUCUAGUAAAAUGUAGUUUGAAACUUGUAAACAA
Molecule: messenger RNA, 2530 nt
Organism: Ochotona princeps (American pika)
Lineage: Eukaryota; Metazoa; Chordata; Mammalia; Lagomorpha; Ochotonidae
Gene: UBE2D2
Product: ubiquitin conjugating enzyme E2 D2
Exons: 7
Coding region: 651-1094 (147 amino acids)
Biological process (GO): ubiquitin-dependent protein catabolic process; protein K48-linked ubiquitination
Cellular component (GO): nucleus
Molecular function (GO): ubiquitin conjugating enzyme activity
Source: RefSeq, a predicted model, not a curated record